GAAGGAUCUUUUAUUCCCGCGGUGAAAGCCUGACCACGGCAGGGGGAUGACUGGAAUGGGGGGACUUGGCUUCUUGGCGGGGUGGCACCCACCUGUCCCCCAAAGGCCGGGGAAUGCUGGGGUCUGGAGUCGCGUGCCGUCUCCCUUCUCUAGGAGCCCCGAUCCGGGAUCCCAGGGCGAGGUUGUAGGCCACCGGGCCGGGCUGAGCUGCUGCCAGGCCGGCUCCUCCUCCCCUUCCUCCGCGGAGGCUGACGUGGAGGCAGCGGCGCGGGCGACCGCGGGAGGCGGUGGAGCGGCGGCUGGGAGGCGCGGGGCCCACUCCGGGCUGCGCGGAGCCGGGGUGGCGGCGGUGGCAGGAGCAGCGGGAGGAGGGAGGCGUCCGUGCAGCCGGCCCGCGCUCGCAGGAGGCGGCCAUGGAUGGCGACAGGACCGAGAGCGACUGGCAGGGGCUGGUGAGCGAGUAUCUGGUAUGCAAACGGAAGCUGGAGAGCAAGAAGGAGGCCCUGCUGAUCCUCUCGAAGGAGCUAGACACCUGCCAGCAGGAAAGGGACCAGUACAAACUCAUGGCCAAUCAGCUUCGGGAACGCCACCAGUCCCUGAAGAAGAAAUUCCGAGAGUUGAUUGAUGGAGAUCCGUCACUCCCCCCUGAAAAGAGGAAGCAGGCUAAUCUUGCACAACUCUUGAGAGAGUCUCAGGACCGAAAUAAACAUCUGGGAGAAGAAAUUAAAGAACUUCAGCAGAGGCUUGGCGAAGUCCAGGGUGACAAUAAGCUGUUGAGGAUGACAAUUGCUAAACAAAGGCUCGGAGAUGAAGAAAUUGGUGUACGGCACUUUGCAGCCCAUGAGCGAGAGGACUUAGUUCAGCAGCUGGAACGAGCUAAGGAACAGAUUGAGUCUUUGGAGCAUGACCUGCAGGCCUCGGUGGAUGAGCUCCAGGAUGUUAAGGAGGAGCGGGCUUCCUACCAGAACAAAGUGGACAGGCUGAACCAGGAGCUCAACCACAUCCUCGGUGGGCACGAAAACCGCAUCAUCGAUGUAGAUGCGUUGUGCAUGGAAAACAGAUACCUUCAAGAGAGAUUGAAACAGCUCCUUGAAGAGGUCAGCCUCCUGAAAUCGAACAUUGCCAAGUACAAGAAUGCUCUUGAGAGACGGAAAAACUCCAAGGGCCAGGGCAAAUCCAGCAGCAGUGCUCUGACUGGGGUCCUGUCUGCAAAGCAAGUUCAGGAUCUGCUCUCUGAGGAUCAUGGGUGCAGCCUCCCAGCUACUCCACAGUCCAUCGCAGACCUGAAAUCUCUGGCCACUGCCCUGCUGGAGACAAUCCAUGAGAAAAACAUGGUCAUUCAGCACCAGCGGCAGACCAACAGAAUCCUAGGGAAUCGAGUGGCAGAGCUGGAAAAGAAAUUAAGAACUUUAGAAGUUUCUGGUUUGUGGAGUCUUCCGGGCCUGAGCUACAAUGUUUCGGUUGGAUUUGGGAGGGGCAAGGACACCAUACUGUUCAGUGACCCAGCUCUUCCCACCAUACAGAGGUCAAGGUCCCCACUGUUGAAGUUUGAGGAGCAGCCCACCGAGAACCAGGAGAAUGCCAGGGAUGGGGAGGCUCAGAAGCAGGAGCCAGACGAAAGCUGCGUGGUUCCUGAGGUGUUGACAGUGCCUGAGCAUGCUGGAAGGCCUACUGUCAGCUCAUCAGCACAGCCAAGCCACAGGAGCCAGCGCUCUCAUCAUCAUCCUCUACCCCAGCUACCUUCAGAGGAGGAAGUAAAUGUAGUAAGAAGAGAGAGUCAUCAACUGACAAAGGGACAGGCACCUGUAGACCUGGAGGGGCUCAGAAGGGAGGGUCCCAAGGGGGAACAGAGGUGUGAGCCAGGCCUGUCCCAACCUGGUCUGGCCUCCCAGGGGGAAUGCCACACAGCUCUCCUAGACCACUUACCAUCCACACAUUCUGAAGCUGAACUUCCCCGAGUGGAAGAUGACAGCGGGAUCUCCAAGGGUGGAGACGAGCGGAGUACCGUGCAAACAUGAGGGAAACAGGGACCGACAUGGUGACAUGUUGAAGGCAUCGGGGACAGCAAGGAAAGGCUGAAGCCUCAGAACAUGCAUCCAAGUCACUUUCUGCUAAAACACCUUCAUGUGUGCAAAUGAGAAAAUGCUCUGAUCCUGACACAAGCUGGGAGCGCCCAAUGGUACCAGCUUGGUUUGAUUUAUUAAACACAGGUCUGCGAGAAUCUCCGUGUCACCUCUGUCUGCUGAGGACGUGCCGCUGUGAACAUGGCUGGGCGUGGGACUUGUGGCUGCCAUAUGGCUGCCUUCCCAUAUCCCUCUUUCUGUCGGCACUUGUUUUAUUAGAGAGAAGAUGUUUUUCUAUUAGCAUUUAAUAUUGUCCAUCAAAAUGAUAGGAUGAGCUGGGAAAGGAAGGUUUUCACCAGCUUUCUGUCUUGAGGAUCGCUGGGCUGGAGGGAAAGAUGUAAUAGAGUAUAAUGUGUUCACCGGGCCAUAUGCGUGCUUCAUCAUGCCCCUUGCCCCCAGCAUGGGUGGUCCUGGUAUCCUGCCUCUCACAGUGGCAGGUGAGAGGGACCAGAACAGGCUUGGAAGGUUGGGCUGUAAGUUGGAGAGGCUGUUUACUGACUGACUAUAGGUUUCAGUGUUCCAUUCUGGGUGUGGAAGUUUCACUGGCCUGGAGGGAUAGGAAGCAAGGGGUUGCCAGGAGAAGGGGACUUUCCAGUGGUGGUCUGAUUUUUCAGUUUCUGAGAUGUCAUUAGAAAUACUGCCUGUUUUUCUCCAGUCAAGGCUGAAUAUAGGAUGUUGUGGCUAUUUGAGGGGUUGGCAAAGCUCACUGCUGAGACUCAGGCCAGUUUCCUGUACCUCUUCAGGCCUUGAACCAUUCCCUCCAUCAAAAGAAUGCUGCCUCCGUGCCACCAGGUACUGGAGCUUUAAAGACGGGAGAUGGAAUUCAUGAGAAAAGGGGACAAGAUGACUUCAUUAAGCCUUGUCUACAAAGGCAACAGCAGAUGGAGUGUGAUGUUCAAGGGGAGAGGAGGGAGUGGUCAACACUGGCCACGGCUUCCUCUUAGAGUGAAGAUGAGUUUCUCUAGGUAGCACUAGGGCUUCAGAACUUUGCAGGGCCAUUGAACCAAGCCCUUUCUUUGAGCUGUCGCCAGGGGGCAUCUGAGAUUUCCAAGCUCAUGCCACCUCAGAGAGCCAAAAUUGCUUCUGGAGUCACCUGUCUGAAACAGAAGCUCCCUGGUGGCAGGUGUUACCCACUCAUCCUUAAACCUGUCAGUGCCCCGGAACUCCUGGAGACAAGGACUUGCCCUCAGUCUCUGAGGAAGUAGGUGUCCCAGUACUCUGUUUAUCCCUCUGUAUUCCAGUCGCUCCCUUGAAUCCCCCCUCUAAGGCCACCCGUCGGGGAGGGCACUCUUGCGGCUGCUCCGGCAGUCCUGGAGGAACCUCUUCUGCUGGAUAGGGGCCUCAGUUGGCUGCACAUGUUCAGCACUGCUGUAUAGAGCACUAGAGUCACCAAGGGAAACCCAGCCAGAUAUGACUCAGUGAAAAGACAAGGAAUACUCUUACCCCCAAGAAGCCCUUGUUUGGAUACACAACCAGCAGGUGCACUUCACAGUGAAACCUUCUGGAGAGUUUAUAGUAAACUCCAACAUAACCCAACAGGGCAGUUAGCCUCAGGGUCUGUGCUUUGGGGAGGCAGAACCAUAGGAGACAUAGCUUGAACUCAGGGUGUGCAGCCAGCCUGGGAGGAGCCUGUGUUAUGAGCUGAUACUGUCACAUGUGUAACCAUGACAACACCCAUUCCCAUACGUGGCACUGACCCAUCUCUGCUGUGCCUACCCAACAUGGUUCUUCUACUCCAAAAACAUUAAAGAGAGUUCCUGCCCCUGU
Molecule: messenger RNA, 3890 nt
Organism: Nannospalax galili (Upper Galilee mountains blind mole rat)
Lineage: Eukaryota; Metazoa; Chordata; Mammalia; Rodentia; Spalacidae
Gene: Ccdc149
Product: coiled-coil domain containing 149
Exons: 13
Coding region: 414-2018 (534 amino acids)
Source: RefSeq, a predicted model, not a curated record